UUCAUAUCUCGAGUCGGAUGGCUAGCUAGCUUCUCCCAAGUCGAGUCCAACUCUACAUGUCAAGCCGGCCGGCUAGCUGCUGCGCCAGGUACUACUAUAAUUAUACAACUAUGACCUACUUUGUCCGUCAUCAGGCAGGGCAAUAAUUGGGAUCUUGCCGUAAUCCUCAAAACAAGACGCUCUGCAAUGGCGUCGGUCGUUCAGACCGAGAGGCUUCACACCAACGGCGACAGCAGCAGCGCUCCUAUCGUCGACGAUGGCUUUCUCCCCACGGACGUGCUGCGCGACAUCCUGCUGCGCCUCCCCGCCAAGCCGCUCUGCCGGCUCCGCGCCGUCUGCCGGUCAUGGCGCUCCCUCCUCUCCGACUCGUGGUUCGCCGCCGCCCACGAGGCCCGUCAGCAACCGCUCAUCGCCGCGUACAAGUGGAAGCCGUUUGAUCAAGUGGAGGACUAUGUGGUCAAGCCACAGGACAUCCAAAUUCUGGACACCUCCGGCCACCUCGUGAGGCAGAUGUGUGUCGAGAAUUGCGUCCUGGACUAUCGUUCGUAUGAGAUCUGUACGAAUCUCGACCUACUGUGCGUGGAAGGGCGCGACGAGCGCCUCCGCGUGCUCGACCCAGCCACCGGCGGCGUUUCCCUCUUGCCCGACGUCGCCAUCGUCAAUCAUGUCCCAUACGAAUACGCGUCCUACUACACCACGUACGCGGUAGGCCGGGACAUCUCGACGGGAGAAACCAAAGUGCUGGCCAUCACCCGAGAGGAGGCGUACCGCGUCCGCGCCAGAACUUUCUGCUCUGUGCUUACCCUCGGCGACGCCGAUGGGUGGAGGGAGACUGGUUACCCCCCGACCACCGCCGUUCACGCAAGCUCUGGGAUUACGGCCCUCGUCAAAGGGGUCUUCUACUUCCUGGUCGUCCAAGAAAUCGCGGCGUACGACUUCGGGAAGGAGAAGUGGCGGCCGGAUCUUCUGCACCUCCCGCUGCCAAUCGAGGGGCAGCAUUUCUUGGCUGAGCUAAGUGACACCUUGGUUGCAUCCUACCACCGUAGCGACACCUCCAUGGAUUUGUGGUUCCUCACAGACUCCGACAAGGUUAUCUGGUCGAAGCAAUACACGAUCAACAUGCCGCCAUAUCAAGCUUCCUCGAGCACGCGUGGCGGAACUACCGUCCGCCCCUUGUGGUCGCUGGAUGAUGGCAGGAUUGCUUUCUUAGUCUGGCAGUCCUAUGAUGGAAAGACAGUUGAGUUCAUACGGGUGUAUGAUCCGACAACACACGCUUACAUUGAUGGGGAUGAGAUGCCAACCGACUACUCAUUUCACGCUGUGUACAAAGGAAGCUUACUUACAUCUUCUCUAGAUAAGAAAUUAAGCAUGUACCCGACUACCAUUUGACCGGCCAGGAUACAUUUAAGGUUGUUACCGUUUUUCUAAGCAGAUUUAUAGUUAGCUGACCCGCGUCUUGCAAUCAAAAUGUAAGAU
This is a messenger RNA of Lolium perenne, 1476 nucleotides long. RefSeq names its product putative F-box protein At3g23260. NCBI's taxonomy places the organism in Eukaryota, Viridiplantae, Streptophyta, Magnoliopsida, Poales, Poaceae. The record is from RefSeq and is a predicted model, not a curated record. Gene Ontology annotation, molecular function: protein binding.